UGCUCUCACCAACUUCCAACCGGCUACUUCAAAGCAAACUUGAAAUAUUGGACGUAUCGUGUUGUGGCAAAUUGAGAAACUUGAUGUCUCCAUCAGUGGCUAGAGGUGUUCUGAGUCUCCGAAUACUAAAAAUAGAAGAAUGUCCAUUAAUGGAAGAAGUGAUCACAGAAGAGGAAAAACAAGGAGAAGAAAUGACUAAUCAGCCCUUAUUUCCCCGGUUGGAAUUGCUGAAGCUUAGAAAUCUACCGAAGCUGGGGCAUUUCUUUCUGACAAAGUGUGCUCUUGAAUUUCCAUUUCUCAGAGAUGUGGACAUCAUAAGGUGCCCUGAAAUGAAGACGUUUAUCCAGCUGGGAUCUGUUAGUACACCAAGUUUGAAAUAUUUGUCAUUCGAAGAAUGGAUCAAAGAUGCUGAGAUGAAAAAUCAUCUCAAUAAUGCGAUACAACAGAGGUUCUAUUCUAAGGAACAAGAAACUAGCAAGUGAUCAUGGCAGAAACUAGUGCUGUCUAUGGAUCCGAAGCUAGGGAGGUAAUAAGUACUCGAUGAAAUAGUUGAAGUGUGUGCAAGUUAGCUAGAAAGAUCACCUGAUAUUUGUGCUUAUGGGGGUAACAAGUAGAGGCGGAUCUACAAUAGUGUAACCUAUGGAACUCAAUAGCUUUUACCUAGAGACUUUGUAUUGUAUUAGUUAAAUUCUAGUAAAUAAUUAACUAUAAACGCAGUUAUUAUUGUAUAUUAACCUGAGGUCGUUCUAGGUUCUAUAAGCUUCAAAUUCUAAAUCAACCUCUGGUUCUAAAUU
Molecule: messenger RNA, 794 nt
Organism: Lycium ferocissimum
Lineage: Eukaryota; Viridiplantae; Streptophyta; Magnoliopsida; Solanales; Solanaceae
Exons: 2
Coding region: 84-482 (132 amino acids)
Source: RefSeq, a predicted model, not a curated record